ACCGACUUUUAAUCUUUUAUCAAACAUGAGCAUAAUGAUACGUACCAAAUAAGUACCACGCAAUCUAGUCCUACUACAAAAAUAGGGGAUUCAGAAUCUGCAUCAUCGUUUAAUUCAACUAGCACUGCGUCCGCUGAUCGCAGAGGUCCACACCAAAAUGUCAUCGGCUAUUCCAUGUACGGCAGCAAUUUCUCCGAGCCAAGAUUUUACAACUUGUACUUGAAGUCCUUUACUGAAACUCUCAAGACGAUUCCGAUCAAGUAUCCAGGGUGGGUGGUGAGGAUUUAUCUCGAGCUGAGGAGCGACGACGUGGAAAGUUGGAAAGUGUUUAACAAAGUCCUCGAUUUGGGAACUAACAGCAGUCGUGACCACAUUGAUCUCUGCAACGCAACUCAAGUCAUCAUGAAUCGAAAAUUGGGAGAUAUUUUCGAGAUGACUCGGCGUUGGUUACCUUUGCUGGAUGACAUGGUGGACACUUUGAUGUCGAGGGACUCGGACAGUGUCAUAAUUACUCGUGAACAAGACGCCGUGGCCGAGUGGCUGGCCAGCAACAAAACCUUUCACAUAAUGAGAGACAACCCACAUCACUGUUCAUUUUUUCUUGGAGGUUGUUGGGGAGUCAAAAUCAGCCAGCAACGCGCUGCAAUCGUUGCCACAGCCGAGAAGAUGUUGGGCGAAAAUCACUCGCACAAAAAAGGAUACGACCAACAGUUGCUGAAUGGAUUCUAUAAAUCGAUGGCUGUCAAUAGCAUGGUUGCCCAUGACAGUUACUGCUGUGAAAAGUUCAAGGGCUCACAGCCGUAUCCGACCCCGAGACAAAAUGGUGCGUUCAUCGGGGCGGCUCAGCACAACCCACCGAUUCAGCCAGUCCUAAAUGUUCCAUGUCCUGAGAGUUGUCGACCGCACAACCUGACCGGUCCAUUGGCAAUUGCUGAUUGGAGUUUCUGCUGAAAAUUGUUUGUGUCAUCCAUUUGAAAAUCUGAAAUGCUGGUUGAAAAUCCGGUGAUGGUUAAUCUGACAAAAUUGCAGCUGCGAUUGAAUUUAUUCGUGCAUCUUUUAUCAUAUUUACAUAAACUAUUCUGUGUCGUCUGACAGUUGAAUAACUAAAGAUGAUGUAAUAUGGCAUAUUACUCAUUCAAAUAAACAAAAC
This is a messenger RNA of Daphnia pulicaria, 1150 nucleotides long. RefSeq lists its product as uncharacterized. The record is from RefSeq and is a predicted model, not a curated record. The transcript is spliced from 5 exons. NCBI's taxonomy places the organism in Eukaryota, Metazoa, Arthropoda, Branchiopoda, Diplostraca, Daphniidae. The coding region runs from base 175 to 951 and encodes 258 amino acids.